This is a messenger RNA of Dentiscutata erythropus, 154 nucleotides long. NCBI's taxonomy places the organism in Eukaryota, Fungi, Glomeromycota, Glomeromycetes, Diversisporales, Gigasporaceae. The record is from the annotation of a GenBank genome assembly.
AUAUUACUAAAAAUAAAUCUGAAAAAGAAUUUUCUACUAAAAAUAAGCCAAUUAAACUUAAUGAAAUUAAAAAUAAUUCAAUACUUGUGAAUAAUAAUCAAAAUAUUUCAAGUAGAUCUAAUAUAGAUAUAAGUUCUAGUGUAUUAGAAAAUAU